Messenger RNA from Zeugodacus cucurbitae (melon fly), 1783 nucleotides. RefSeq names its product sideroflexin-1-3 (gene Sfxn1-3). The record is from RefSeq and is a predicted model, not a curated record. Gene Ontology annotation, biological process: serine import into mitochondrion; monoatomic ion transport. The coding region runs from base 375 to 1343 and encodes 322 amino acids. Gene Ontology annotation, molecular function: monoatomic ion transmembrane transporter activity. Gene Ontology annotation, cellular component: mitochondrial inner membrane. The transcript is spliced from 8 exons. NCBI's taxonomy places the organism in Eukaryota, Metazoa, Arthropoda, Insecta, Diptera, Tephritidae.
AACUGCGAAGGGAAGUCAAAAAGCGUGGAAUUGGUGCGGUUGCGUUAAGACUGGUUAUCGCUCAGCUGUCAGUUUUCCGUAUACUGCCGACCGCAGCAGUUGAAAAUCGUGUUUCGAGCGCGCUAUACGCAAACGCUUACAAGUCAUAUAUAUAUACAAGGCGCCAGCAAGUGGCAGAGUGGGAAGUGAAGUGAAGAAAAAGUUUUAAUAAACGGGAAAAACAAAUUGUUGACGCAGAAAGUACCAGCAACAAUUGAAAACAAGACACGCCUUCAUUUUUUUCGAACAACGUGAACUGCCAACGCCGCACACACACACACGCCGCCCCAACUGACACACAUACAAACACUUAAUAGACACAUAUCAGCACCAGUAUGUCAUCGCCACUGCCAGCCAUCGAUAUCGAUCAACCCAAAUAUGACCAGAGCACAUACAUCAAUCGUGCCAAGCACUUCUUCCUGCUCACCAAUCCGCUGAAUCUCUUGGCCACCAAUGAGGAGUUGGAACGCGCCAAGCGCAUCGUACACAGUUAUCGCGCCGGCAAACCGGUGCAGGAAUGCGGCAGCGUUGAGGAGCUAUGGCGCGCCAAGUACCUGUACGAUUCGGCCUUCCAUCCGGAGACGGGCGAGAAGUCGCUGAUCAUUGGCCGCAUGUCGGCACAAGUGCCAAUGAACACGCUGAUUACGGGAUGUAUGCUGUCGUUCUACAAGACCACACCAGCAGUCGUCUUCUGGCAAUGGGUCAAUCAAACGUUCAAUGCUGUUGUCAACUAUACAAAUCGCUCUGGUUCAACACCCAUCUCCAAAGAGCAAUUGCUUACUUCAUAUGUAUUGGCCACUGGUGGCGCGUUGACCACAGCACUAUCCCUCAAUCGGCUAGUGAAGAACUUGAACCCGCUAAUUGGCCGUUUAGUGCCCUUGGCGGCUGUGGCCGCAGCUAAUUGCAUCAAUGUGCCCAUGAUGCGCAUGCAAGAGUUGAAGAACGGCGUCACUUUGCUGGACGAAAAGAACACUGAGUUGGGCGUGUCGAAGAAGGCGGCUGCUGUUGGCAUUACAGCCGUCGUGGCCAGUCGCAUUGCCAUGGCUGCGCCUGGAAUGGUGCUAACACCAUUGUUGAUACAAUCGCUGGAAAAACGUGGCUUCCUCAAACGCUUCCCCAAAGCAAGCGCCCCUAUUCAAACGCUCUUCUGCGGCUUCGUCUUGAUAUUCGCCACACCGCUGGGCUGUGCAUUCUUCAGUCAGCGCGCCGCAAUUGGCGUGGAGCGCUUGGAAGAUGACGUGCAGCAAAACAUUAAGCAGCACAAUGCCGAGCUUACCGAAGUAUGGUUCAACAAAGGCUUGUAAGCCGUAGGCAGCUUUAUUGCGUAUAUGUAUCUCUUGGAUACUCUGCAUUUUGAAAGGACAAUAAUAAAUUCCAUUUAGUUUCUGUUAAGAAGCUCACAUUGUCGUGAGCAAUUGUGUUAGCGAAAAAAAGUAUAAUGACUUGGCAUUUAUAUGUAAUUAAUUAAUAAUUUACAUAGUUAUUCGCGAUUGUAACUGUACUUUAGAUAUUUUGCGGUCAUUUGGCAAACGUUUAUCUUAAACAUGCUUUGCAGCAUUGUAAAGAAAUACCUCAUUUAAGAAAUGUUCAUGCUUAAUGAUAAUUUACUUAAUACUAAUUUAGUGUGUUCUCUUCAUAUUUUAAAUGUAUUGUACAGGAAAUUUGUUUGAAAUCGAACAAAAAACUGUGUAACGUAGAUAUGUUAUUGCAUACAAAAAUAAAGACUAUUUUUGAAUCCAUGUAA